Molecule: messenger RNA, 489 nt
Organism: Babesia microti strain RI
Lineage: Eukaryota; Apicomplexa; Aconoidasida; Piroplasmida; Babesiidae
Product: peptidyl-tRNA hydrolase, PTH2 family
Exons: 5
Coding region: 1-489 (162 amino acids)
Cellular component (GO): mitochondrion; cytosol
Molecular function (GO): peptidyl-tRNA hydrolase activity
Source: RefSeq, a predicted model, not a curated record
AUGCUAGGGGAGAUUCUGAUAUUCAUAAUUGGAGUGGUUAUAGGCUGUAGGUACGAAUUUUUUCUAGAAUUUUUUUUCUGGAGAAUCUAUUUCACCUUACAAUCCCAAAUAAUCAAAAGUACCGACAUUAACAACGAUGAAAUGAAGCUAGUGCUUUGUGUCAGAAGUGACUUGAAAAUGGGAAAGGGAAAAAUUGCUUCACAGUGUGGACACGCAGCAAUUGGAGCUUAUUCAGAUUGUUUAGCUAAUGAAUGUAAAUAUUUGAAAAAAUGGCUGGCUGGAGGGCAGCGGAAAAUUGUAGUCAAAAUUCCAGAUUGUGAAGCAAUGACCAAUGUGUAUAAAUUAGCUAAACUAAACGCCAUAAACGCGCACAUAGUGUCGGAUGCAGGGAAAACACAAGUGCCUAAUGGAUCAAAAACUGUGAUAGCAGUGGGUCCUGGACCCGCACAUUUGAUUGAUAAAAUUACAGGACAAUUUGCGCUGCUUUGA